Messenger RNA from Melospiza georgiana, 1345 nucleotides. RefSeq lists its product as uncharacterized. Lineage: Eukaryota; Metazoa; Chordata; Aves; Passeriformes; Passerellidae. The transcript has a single exon. The record is from RefSeq and is a predicted model, not a curated record. Bases 454 to 1263 code for a protein of 269 amino acids.
GAUUUAUGGCUGCGGCAGGGCUCGCAGGCUGGGGAGGCCACCUGCCCAUCCCCGCUCGGUGCCCCCAGCCCCCGUUCCCCGGGCAGAUGCUCCUCUCUGGCUGCUCCUCGUUAAUCCAACGGCGCGGGGCGAUGCCGGGCGGGAGCAUCUGCCUCUCCCCUGCUGCCACUGCCGCGUCCCCUGCCCAGACGCGUGGGACGGGCACGCUGGGCACGGCCUCGGGGUCCCUUCCCUCCAGCCGUGUCCCCUCUGCCUGUCCCGGUACACUGGCUCCUGACAGCCCUUUGCUGGGGGACCCUCAAGACCGGAGGGUGAGGUCAGGCAGCGCCGUGGAGUGAGGGGUCGAGCCGAGCGCAGCCCGGCGGCACCUGGGGGUCCCGCGGUGGUCCCGGUAACGCGCACCCCUGGCUCGUUGCAGGCCGGGAUUUGAGGCGGGGGCCCGGCGCCCGCGCCAUGGGGAACUCGGUGAGCCGGCCCAGCUGCCUGGGCGAGAAGAGCCGGCGGCCGGAGGAGCUCCUGCGGGAGCCGGGGCUGGACGCGGGGCAGCCACCCGCAGGAGGCGUCGCGGAGGCCUGGCCGGUGCUGCUGGAGAAGGCGGCGGUGCCGGUGGAGAAUGGCUGGAGCCCGGGGCCCGGUGUCGCCCGGAGCCGGCCGGGCAGCCCGGUGCUGAGGCGCAGCCAGUCCGAGGUGGCCGUGCAGAACGGGAGUGCGGCUGCAGUGCGGGGGCAGGUGGGGGGCGCGACCUGGACCCCCCCCCGGGCCGGCGCUCCCCGCAGCACCUGGUCCUGGAAGCCUGUCACCACCCGGGAGGUGACCGAGGUGACGGAGGUGACCGAGACCAUCGUGACGGAGAUCGUGGAGGUGACCGAGUACCCGGCGGGUGACAAGGGUGGCGAGCCCGUGGUCACCCGCACGGUCACCGUGCUGACGGAGUGCGUGGGGGAGCUCGCUGCUGCUGCUGCUGGACACACGGAUGGCACCGAGGUGACCGACGGACAGAGAGCCUUGCUGGGAGGACGCUGUGCCAGGCUCUGUGCCACAGCGCUGCCCUCCAGCGGGGUUUUCUCCUGGCCUUGGGCUCGUGUGGACUCGCUGUCUGUGCCCUGGUGUAGGCAGGGCUGGUGGCACCGUUUGUGCUGGGCACCCAGCCUGGUGCUGGAGGACAGGGAGCUCCCUUCCCUCAGCUCUGGCUGGAGGGGCCAUGCAUCUGGAGGGUUCCAAACGGCACCAAGUGUGCAGCCCCUGCUUUGGGGAGCCCUGUGAGGGAUGUCAGGGAGGAUCCCACGGGCUGGACAGGGUCCCACUGUCACCAGUAUCACCUCGGAGAGAGUGCACGGUGUGGGGG